Molecule: messenger RNA, 1383 nt
Organism: Phalaenopsis equestris
Lineage: Eukaryota; Viridiplantae; Streptophyta; Magnoliopsida; Asparagales; Orchidaceae
Product: putative SNAP25 homologous protein SNAP30
Exons: 6
Coding region: 335-1243 (302 amino acids)
Cellular component (GO): plasma membrane; SNARE complex
Molecular function (GO): SNAP receptor activity
Source: RefSeq, a predicted model, not a curated record
AGAAAGCCUUAGACUGAAUCCCAUUGUCAAACAAAGAUGGUUUAAAAAAUGAAAUGAAGCCCCCACGCAAGCGAAACCGAUUCGCUGCAAACGGUCCAAUUCAUCGCCGGCAAACAGUUUACCGUUGCCGUCCCGUACCCGUUGCUCUAUCUAUUAAAACAGAGGCACCAGCAUGCGGACAAACACCUAUUUUUUUCUUUAUUUUGUGGGAGCGCGCGAAGAAAGUUUCGAUCUUUAAUUACAUCGCCGGUGGCUCCCUACUUCGAAGACUGCGGUGGUUGGAUCCCAGAGCUUUUUGUUUAGGAUUUUGAGACAGAUAUCUUCGCUGCAUCCGAUGACACAUCUUUAUCAGCAUGUCAAACAUUCUGUGGACACCAGCAUGUCCAAAAUUAGAUCAUCAAAAGCACCUAAAAUCAAGGUUUACGAGCUCCCUGGAUCCGUUUUCUUUAGAACCUACCCUUUCAAUCCAUAUAUGAAAAAAAGUCAUAGAUCUACAGUGGCUUCUACUACCCCCUCAACGAAUCAGUCGCAUAAUAAUAGUCCUGAUGCAAAAGACACUUCUUCACCUCUUUAUUCUACAUUAGCUGAUGGGAAUAUUGGAUGCAUGAAUGAAUUUCGAGCUGUCAAUAAUUUUGAAAACCAGUCAGUGCAAGAACUAGAAAAGUAUUGUGUACACAAGGCAGAAGAAACUACACAAACAAUCAAUGGUUGUAUGAAGGUUGCUGAAGAAAUAAGAGUAGUUUCCUCAAGGACUCUUAGCAGCAUUCAUCAGCAGGGUGAACAGAUUAUUAGAACUCAUUCAACAACAGUAACCAUUGACCAUGAACUUAAUAGGGGUGAAAAGAUUCUGGGAAGUCUUGGGGGAGUUUUUUCUAGGACAUGGAAACCUAAGAAAAGUCGUGAAAUAAAAGGACCGGUUCUUUCAAAUGAUAAUUUGCUCUUGAAAAAGAGAACUAAUAUGGAGCAAAGAACAAAGCUUGGAUUAAAUGCUAUAAGGUCUCGAUCAAAUCCUCGACACCCUUCAUCAGCCCUAGAAAGAGUUGAGAUGGAGAAAAUGAAACAAGAUGAUGCUCUUUCAAAUUUGAGUGACUUAUUAAGUGAACUAAAAGCCAUGGCUAUAGGCAUUGGAUCUGAAGUUGAAAGGCAGAAUAAAGCUUUGGAUCACAUGCAAGAUGAUGUUGAGGAACUAAAUGUAAGAGUAAGAGGGGCCAACCUUCGUGCUCGCUAUCUAUUAGGAAGAUAAAAAUAAGUUUUGUUGGCAAUUCUGUAUUAUUCAUUUCUUCAUCAUUGGUAAAAUUUUUCUUUUGCUUUUAGAAUUGGAUCAUGUUUUUUUGUAAUUUAUCAAUUUCCAACCCUUAUAUUGGGUCACUGUAAUGAACUUUG